Molecule: messenger RNA, 755 nt
Organism: Photinus pyralis (common eastern firefly)
Lineage: Eukaryota; Metazoa; Arthropoda; Insecta; Coleoptera; Lampyridae
Exons: 2
Coding region: 94-501 (135 amino acids)
Molecular function (GO): odorant binding
Source: RefSeq, a predicted model, not a curated record
ACUGUAUAUACAAUGACGUAGUUUAAUCACAUUUAUAAAUGAAGAGCAGCAGUAACUUCCCUUCAUUUUCAAAUUGCUGAAGUCUCGAAAAAGAUGAAGUUUAUGUUGAAUUUAAUAGUUUCGUUUUCGAUGGUUUGUAUUAUGUCACAAGCAAAGGAGCUAUCACCGUUAGUAGUGGAUCACUGGAAGGCGAUGAUGAGACCUUAUCAUGAAGUUUGUUUAAAUGAAACUCAAAUUGAUCCGGAAAUUCCGAAUCGUUUAUUCGGUAAAUCGCAGUUUCCGGACGAGAAACUCUUUCAUUGUUAUUUGGAGUGCAUGCACGAGAAGCUCAAAUUUCUGGUUGAUGGGAAGUUUAGUGUUAACAACAUGGUGGCAGCGGUGUAUAUGUUAAACGCAGAGUUGGCACAAAAAUGUGUUGAUGAUGCUCAUAGCGUGGAGGAAAAGUGUGCGAGAUCGUACGUAUUGGUGCAAUGCGUCGCUAUAGGCGUCGCUGAGGAAUAGUCUUACAUAUUCCCACAUUAUCGUUGCAAUUUACGUGUUAGGUAAAUCACAAGUACAGCAAAUCAUUAAAUCGUUGACAUAUAUAGCCAUUACCAAACAGAGAGCAACUAAGUGUUGACCCCUGCGGUACUUCAUUCUCCAAAACAUGCCCGUUUGAGUACCUGUCACCCACUCUGACCACCCAUUUCCUGUCUUCUAUUAUACAUGGUUGUAAAAAUUUUGGCAGGUUCCCGAAUAAAUUUUAUUUAAACGUG